AUGAACAGCACAUUUGUGACGGAACACUCGGUCACUUAUGCCUGUACCAGGAACAAACUCGCACAUCACCCCCAAAAGAAGGGCAUAAUCACUGUACCCAUAUACCCAUAUGCCAUGUCCAAACUACUGAAAGCGCCUCGCUUUAGGUCUGGCUACAAGUUUCAUAGAGACACGAGUAUUCCAGCAGGACUUACAUCCAACUCUUAUGGAACUCUGGCCUGGACACCACCAGCUGCU
Molecule: messenger RNA, 237 nt
Organism: Pelobates cultripes (western spadefoot toad)
Lineage: Eukaryota; Metazoa; Chordata; Amphibia; Anura; Pelobatidae
Source: the annotation of a GenBank genome assembly